This is a messenger RNA of Nerophis lumbriciformis (worm pipefish), 2406 nucleotides long. The record is from RefSeq and is a predicted model, not a curated record. NCBI's taxonomy places the organism in Eukaryota, Metazoa, Chordata, Actinopteri, Syngnathiformes, Syngnathidae.
AGUGAACUGACGGCCACAAAACAACAUGAGCAGGAGUAAAAGCCGCCUCGUUUAGUUUCUUGUUUACAAAAAAGAAGAUUUAGCUAGUGCUACUUUCCAACUGCCGUCCAUAGGUGACUUUCCUUUUCAUCCCAUUAUUGUAUAUGAAUAACAGUCAUGUGACCUGCUGUCACGCACCUUCAGGAGCAGGUAUGGACACGGACUUGUUGCAGCAGCAAGAAGGAGUGCCAAGAAGCAAGAUGAAUAAAGAGUGUGAGGACUCAAUGAGAGAAAAGAAACAAAUUGAUUUCAGCAACAUCUACAGCAAAGAGCUGCUGCCAGCAUCAGGAGGAGAAGAAGUAACCAGGAUAUUUGUUCAGCAGCUGAUCAACUUAUUGAUCGAUUACAUCUGCAAGUCACAUCACACUCACUCCAAGGUUUUGGACUUCCAUCACCCUCACCAGCUCCUGGAAGGUCUGGAAGGUUUCAGUCUGGACUUGCCCGAGUCAGCAGAAACCCUGGAACAGAUCCUAGUGGACUGUCGAGACACGCUCAAGUACGGGGUGGAUACAGGCCAUCCUCGCUUCUUCAACCAGCUGUUUUCAGGUCUGGAUGUGAUCGGUGUCGUUGGCGAGUGGCUGACAUCAGUAGCAAAUACUAACAUGUUCACCUAUGAAGUAUCUCCUGUCUUCACGCUGAUGGAGGAAGUUGUACUGAAGAAGAUGCAAAGCAUUGUGGGAUGGAGUACUGAUGAUGAAGGAGAUGGUAUUUUCUCUCCAGGAGGUGCAAUAUCCAACAUGUACAGUUUGCUGGUGGCCAGAUAUUACUUUUACCCAGAAGUCAAGACGAAGGGAAUGAGAGCGCUGCCUGAACUUGUACUCUUCACUUCACAACAUAGCCACUACUCCCUGGUGAAGUCUGCUGCGGUGUUGGGGCUCGGCAGCGACAGUGUGGUGGAGGUCACGUGUGAUGAAAGAGGGAAAAUGAUUCCAGAAGAACUUGAGGCUUGCAUCCUUGCAGCUGAAAAAAAGAACAAGGUUCCGUUCUACGUGAACGCCACAGCAGGAACUACUUUGUACGGUGCCAUGGACCCCCUGGUGGACAUAGCUGACAUCUGCCAGAGACACACUCUGUGGAUGCACGUGGAUGCAUCAUGGGGUGGAGGACUGCUCCUGUCACACAGACACAAGAUCAAACUGCAGGGCAUUGAACGAGCGUGGUCGGUGACGUGGAACCCUCACAAGAUGAUGAGUGUUCCUCUUCAGUGCUCCGUGAUUCUGAUCAAGAAGAAAGGCCUCUUGCAGAAGUGCAACGAGUUGGGGGCGGCGUAUCUUUUCCAGAAAGACAAGUUCUACGACGUGAGCUACGACACUGGAGAUAAGAGCAUCCAGUGUGGAAGACACGUGGACGUCUUCAAACUUUGGCUCAUGUGGAAGGCCAAGGGGACAGAAGGCUUCGCAGCCGAGGUCAACAAGUGUUUGGAGAACGCGGAGUACUUGCAUGAUUUACUGCAAAGGAGGACCGACUUUGAACUGGUCUUCCAGCACAAGGUUGGUCAUGUGACUUGCUGGAUGACGUCAUCACAGGACACACACCUGUCGGUUGUCCUCCACAGCCCGAGAGCAGCAACGUGUGUUUCUGGUACAUUCCUCCCAGUCUGCGCGGCAUGUCACCCCGGUAGGAGCUGGACCAAGUGGCUGGGGAGAGAGAAGUCCGGGCUUCUCUACUUAGGCUGCUGCCCUCACGACCCGACCUCGGAUAAGUGGAAUAAGACGGACGGAUGGACUUCAGCUCUGCAUUUCACACGGUCAUCCCAAACAUCCUGCACCGCAAACUCACCCAGUGUUGGUCUCCAGCUGUCAGUGGCUCACCGACUUCCUGACUGGCAGGUAAGGCUGGUAAACAUAACAUCCAGCACACCGCCCCCCCCCCCAGUCCGCCCACAGACGGGACGUGGAACAGCUGGCUCUGAAACGGCGGACUUCAGGAGAAGCGCAUUCUGAACAGCAACAGUGUCUACUGGAGACUCUUACAGGUUCCUGGGAUCCACAAUCUCACGGGACCUGAAGUGGACCUCUCACAUAGACACAAUCAGGGGGGGGGGGAAAAGCACAGCAUAGGAGUUCAAGAAGUUCCACCAGCUCCAGGAACUGCUGAUCAUCGUUCAGUCUGUCCUGUGAACCUCCAUCAUGGUCUGCGGCAGACAAUCAGGACAGCAGAAAAGAUCCUCUGUGUUGAACUUCCCCCCUCAUCCAGGACUUCUACCGGUCAACGGUCAGGAAACGGGCCGGGAGCAUCACUGCAGAACCCCUCACACCCUGGUCUCAAACUCCUCCCCUCCGGCAGGCCUUUACAGGUCACAGUACACCAAACACCCCGUCAUAAGACCCGGUUCUUCCCCCCCCCAGGUUCUCACUCUGGUGAACG